This is a messenger RNA of Talaromyces marneffei, 1635 nucleotides long. RefSeq lists its product as uncharacterized. Bases 1 to 1635 code for a protein of 544 amino acids. Gene Ontology annotation, molecular function: transmembrane transporter activity. Gene Ontology annotation, cellular component: membrane. Lineage: Eukaryota; Fungi; Ascomycota; Eurotiomycetes; Eurotiales; Trichocomaceae. The record is from RefSeq and is a predicted model, not a curated record. The transcript has 8 exons. Gene Ontology annotation, biological process: transmembrane transport.
AUGGAGGCUCUGCAAAUGAAGAAACAGAACCAUAACUCUGUUUCUACAGAGAAUGGAACUCCUCGAACCCCCAGGCAGCGAGAUGAAGCCCAAUUGGCUCGUUUGGGCAAGCGCGAGGUCUUGAAACGUACCUUUGGGUCUAUGGCCGUGCUUGGCUUCAGCACCUCAAUUUUGAUCACCUGGGAAGCAGAAUUGACAACAUUCUUACAACCAUUACAAAAUGGCGGUCCCGCAGGUGCGGUGUAUGGCUUCUUGAUUGUGUGGGCCGGGUUGAUAGCAACGUUUAUUACGGUUUCGGAGAUGGUUUCAAUGGCACCUACAACUGGUGGACAGUAUCAUUGGUGCUCCAUGCUCGCGGGGAGGAGUGUAUCAAAAUUCUCGAGUUAUGUCACAGGUUGGCUCACUGUUGUUGGCUGGCAAGCUACCUUUGCCACGGGUUGCUACUUAAACGGAACAUUGGUACAAGGUCUGAUCAUCUUGACACGCCCGGAAUACGAACCGCACGCAUGGCAUGGGACUCUAUUCUACUGGGCUAUUGUGGUUUUCAGUGUGGCUAUCAAUGUUAUUGGUGGUUCUCUACUGCCUAAAUUUGAAGGCCUCAUUCUGGUGCUGCAUAUCCUGGGUUUCUUUGCCAUCAUCAUUCCAUUGAUUUACAUGUCGAAUCAUGACAAUGCCAUAGAAGUAUUUGGGACCUGGGUAAAUAGUGGCGACUGGCCUUCACAGGGUAUUUCCACCCUUGUUGGCUUGAUGGGAGCGGUAUUUGCAUUCGCUGGAGGUGAUGCCGCGGUCCACAUGGCGGAAGAAACAAAGAAUGCGCAAAAGGUCAUUCCGAUCUCAAUUAUGCUUAGCCUCAUGAUAAAUGGCGUGAUGGGAUUUGCCAUGCUGAUUGCGACUUUGUUCUGCAUCGGAAACAUUCAAGAUGCAAUCGAGUCAAAAACUGGAUAUCCUUUCAUGGAAAUAUUCUAUCAGGGAACUAAUUCCAUAGCUGGAGCUUGCGUGAUGGCCACCAUCAUGGUCAUUAUGAGCAUCUGUGCCGUAACCGGCAUAUUGGCAACAACUUCCCGGCAAUUUUGGGCUUUUUCUCGUGACCGUGGCGUUCCAGGUUGGCAGAUCUGGAGUAAAAUAUCAGAGAGAACAAAUAUACCAGUGAACUCGGUGAUAUUGACCGCAGUCGUAUCUUGCCUGUUGGGGCUUAUCCCAAUAGGUUCACCAAUAGCUUUCAACGACUUGACAUCGAUGUCAACCUCUGGUUUAUACCUCUCAUAUAUGAUAUGUUGCAUUCUACUGCUUUAUCGACGAUGCACUGGUGGAAUCUUGGAAAUGGACGAUUAUCGAAGUCGCAACAGCGCCGGGAUCCAGUCAGAAGUGGACGAAAAUAUCAUCAACACGGCCGGCGCAAAACUUGUCUGGGGCCCAUUCCAUCUCAAAGGCAUUCCUGGGAUUGUGGUAAAUGUGAUUGCUAUUAUAUACAUGAUUAUAGCCGUGUUUUUCAGCUUUUGGCCACCAACCGCAGAGGUCACGGCGGCAACGAUGAAUUAUAGUGCUGUUGGAAUCACUGGAGUUAUGCUUCUCACUGUUGUAUACUAUGUUAUAACAGCGAGGAGUGUGUACGAAGGGCCCAUUAUUGAGUUUUGA